Sturnus vulgaris (Common starling) is the source of this 1928-nucleotide messenger RNA. RefSeq lists its product as uncharacterized. Gene Ontology annotation, cellular component: nucleus. Gene Ontology annotation, biological process: regulation of transcription by RNA polymerase II. Lineage: Eukaryota; Metazoa; Chordata; Aves; Passeriformes; Sturnidae. Gene Ontology annotation, molecular function: DNA-binding transcription activator activity, RNA polymerase II-specific; RNA polymerase II cis-regulatory region sequence-specific DNA binding. The record is from RefSeq and is a predicted model, not a curated record.
GGAGGAAAAGGCCCGAGGAGCAGAGCCGGGGCCGGCAGGGGAUUUUGGGGAGCCCCGAGGGAGGAAUCUGCAUUUUCCCGGUGCCUCCUCCUGCCAUGGAGCCGUGGGUGCUGCUGGACCCGCGGCAGAAGGCUCUGUACCUCGAUGUGAUGCACGAGAGCUACGAGACCCUCAUGGCCCUGGCAGCUCAGGGGCUGGUGAGUGAAAAAGCUGCGGAGAGCGGAGCAUCGGAGAGCAGUGCUGGGCACUCAUCCCACGGCCUGGAGCAGGAGAAGCCCCUUGGCUCCAACAGGCGCAAAGCAAAGCGCCCAGACAAAGCCUUGCCCCCUGGGACCCCCAAACCCACCAUGAUCCCCAAACUCAGCUGUGCCAAACCCCUGCGAGGAAAGGGACCGGCCCGGGAGCGGCCGUUCGGCUGCGCCGACUGUGGGAAGAGUUUCCCGUGGGCAUCGCACCUGGAGCGGCACCGGCGCGUCCACACGGGCGAGCGGCCCUUCGGCUGCCCUGAGUGCGGCGAGACCUACAGCCAGAGCUCGCACCUGCUGCAGCACCGCCGCACCCACGCCAGCGACCGCCCGCACAAGUGCGGCGACUGCGGGAAGCGCUUCGCCAUCGCGGCCGAGCUGGCGGCCCACGGCCGCGGCCACGCCGCCGACAAACCUCACAAGUGCGGGGACUGCGGAAAGGGCUUUGUGUGGGCGUCGCACCUGGAGCGGCACCGCCGCGUCCACACCGGUGAGAAGCCCUUCGGGUGCCCUGAGUGCGGCGAGGCUUUCAGCCAGGGCUCACACCUCGCCAAGCACCGCCGCAGCCACACGGGCGAGCGGCCGCACCGCUGCCCGGCCUGCGGGAAGACCUUCUGCCAGAGCUCCGACCUGGCGCGGCACCGCCGCAUACACCUGGGCAGGAAGCCCCUGCGCUGCGGGGACUGCGGGAAGCUGUUCCGGGCAGGGCCAGCGCUGGCGCGGCACCAGCGGUGCCAUCGCCGGGAGCACCUGCACCGCUGCGCCGACUGCGGCAAGGGCUUCGUGUGGGCGUCCCACCUGGAGCGGCACCGGCGCGUCCACACGGGCGAGCGGCCCUUCCCCUGCAGCAGCUGCGGCGAGCGCUUCACCCAGAAGGCUCAUCUGCUGCAGCACCGCAAGACCCACUCCCCGGAGAGGCCCUACAAGUGCGCUGACUGCGGAAAGCGCUUCGGGGAAGCCCCCCCGUUCCUGGCGCACCAGCGUGGCCAUGCCGUGCACAAGAGCUACACCUGCAGCGACUGCGGGAAGGGCUUUGCCUGGGCGUCCCACCUGGAGCGGCACCACCGUGUUCACACUGGCGAGAAGCCCUUUGAGUGCCCCGAGUGCGGCGAGGCUUUCAGCCAGAGCUCGCACCUCGCCAAGCACCGUCGUAGCCACCUCCCCAAGGCGGUGGGGCCAUCGCCCCUUGCCAGGACACGGCUCGCUGGGGACAUGCCUGAAGCUCACAGCGGUGAGGACUCCUAAGGACUGAGACCCCCCCUCGGUGUGAUGGAUGCGGAGAGAGACAACCGAGGGAAAACUUGCCGUGGAGACAAGCCAAAGGACACCAAAUGACACUCGAAGGGCACGGGAGUGGGUGACAGGGGUGCUCUGUGGUGACACAGGGUGGCUCUGAUGUCUCCCCACGGCAGUGGGUGAGCAUUGCACCUGCUGCAGUCCAGACCCCAGAAAAGGGACAGCCUGGGGGAGAAGGAGCCUGUUCCCGAAGGAAACGGCACUUGGCUCCAUCAGGGAAGGGUGGGGGAACCAGGACUGGUUCUGAUGUGAAAAUCCAGUGGUGUUGUGCCCACUUCGUGCUGCCAGCGGAUGGGAGAACGGAAUGGAGGGGGCAAGAUGCUCAGGGUGAGCAGGGGGUGCUGGCACAGGGCAGGAAUAAACUGGGAGCCCUGCAGCUCAUGGACA